Lymnaea stagnalis (great pond snail) is the source of this 1193-nucleotide messenger RNA. Lineage: Eukaryota; Metazoa; Mollusca; Gastropoda; Lymnaeidae. The record is from the annotation of a GenBank genome assembly.
GACCAAGAAAGCUGGCAAUCAGUUCUUCACGAUAUUGUUACCAUUGGAGCAACCGUCGCCCCACUCAUUGGUGUCCUCGGAAAGAAAGAUCUUGACCAAGAAAGUUGGCAAUCAAUUCUUCAUGAAGUUGCUACCAUUGGAGCAACCGUCGCCCCACUCAUAGGUAUCCUCGGAAAGAAAGAUCUUGACCAAGAAAGCUGGCAAUCAGUUCUUCACGAUAUUGUUACCAUUGGAGCAACAGUCGCCCCACUCAUUGGUGUCCUCGGAAAGAAAGAUCUUGACCAAGAAAGUUGGCAAUCAAUUCUUCAUGAAGUUGCUACCAUUGGAGCAACCGUCGCUCCACUCAUAGGUAUCCUCGGAAAGAAAGAUCUUGACCAAGAAAGCUGGCAAUCAGUUCUUCACGAUAUUGUUACCAUUGGAGCAACAGUCGCCCCACUCAUUGGUGUCCUCGGAAAGAAAGAUCUUGACCAAGAAAGCUGGCAAUCAGUUCUUCACGAUAUUGUUACCAUUGGAGCAACCGUCGCCCCACUCAUAGGUGUCCUCGGAAAGAAAGAUCUUGACCAAGAAAGCUGGCAAUCAGUUCUUCACGAUAUUGUUACCAUUGGAGCAACCGUCGCUCCACUCAUUGGUGUCCUCGGAAAGAAAGAUCUUGACCAAGAAAGCUGGCAAUCAGUUCUUCACGAUAUUGUUACCAUUGGAGCAACAGUCGCCCCACUCAUUGGUGUCCUCGGAAAGAAAGACCUUGACCAAGAAAGUUGGCAAUCAAUUCUUCAUGAAGUCGCUACCAUCGGAGCAACUGUUGCCCCAUUUCUCCUUCUCGUAAAGAAAGAUCUAGACCAAGACAACUGGCUAACAGUUCUCCAGGAUGUCGUUAAAGUUGGAGAAACAGUCGCCCCAUUUCUUCUUCUUGGCAAGAAAGACGCUGCGGUAGAGGAUGUCAGCCUGACAGAGCUUAUUGGGGACGCUGGCAAAAUAAUAAGCAUUGUAUCACUCUUUGGCAAGAAAGAUCUUGGACAAGAUGUCUCUAUCUUUGAUCCUCUAGGUGGCAUUGUGUUACCGCCUUUGAUCCUGUCAAGACAAGCUAAAGAGCAAGAUCUCUCUCUUGCUGAGAUUGUCCAGCUUGUUUCCACUAUCGCUUCAAAAUGACAAGUUUCGUUUGCGUAGAAGAGAAAGUGAAUAAAAAAUAUAUUAAA